This is a messenger RNA of Megalopta genalis, 3348 nucleotides long. RefSeq lists its product as uncharacterized. Lineage: Eukaryota; Metazoa; Arthropoda; Insecta; Hymenoptera; Halictidae. The record is from RefSeq and is a predicted model, not a curated record.
GGCAGCACUCGUACACGCGACCGCUGCGCGGCACACACGGUUCUGCCAAAUGCCUAACCGGCUGAGGUUGUCCCGAAGCGACGCGUGCCUCUCGCGCGAUCGUCACGCGUGUCGCUGCUCCUCGUGAGAGGGAGAGAGAGAGAGAGAGAGAGAGAGAGAGAGAGAGAGAGGGAGGUCAAGGGGAGUCCCGUAGACAAGACUCGUACAACCCCGUGGAGGUUGACCGUGUCCUCCGACACCGCAGUCAACGUAGACGGCGGCCACGUUUUCUUCUGUGACGCGACGAUACAGAGAGAAACAAAGAGGGAACGAUCAGUGACACCGCUGUCAGUGCACGCCAAUCUGUGUGACAGUGACUCGAAUUGUGCGAACUCGGUUCUCAGUUUCCUUUCCCGUUGUUCCGCGCCGCGUGUGACGAACAAGGACGAACACCAUGGAUUGGAGACUCGGAUUCCUGCUGGUCUGCUUCGUCGUCGAGGACAUGGACGCGCUGAGGAUGCUGGACCUGGUCGUUCCUCAGCACGUGGUCCGUGGCCAAACUAUCCGGCUUGAGUGCAACUUCAACCUGGACGGUGAAGUCCUGUACUCGGUGAAGUGGUACAAAGAUGGGAACGAGUUCUACCGAUUCGUGCCGCAGGACAAGCCGCCGGUACUCGUCUUUCAGCUGCCUGGUGUCACGGCGAACAUUCACAAUUCCACCGACAGCUCGGUCGUUCUCUAUUCCGUGAACCUAAUGAGCACCGGGAGAUACAGAUGCGAGGUGUCCGCCGAAGCGCCAUCUUUCCAAACGGUCUCCGAUCACUCGGACAUGCUGGUUGUCGCCCUGCCGGAAGACGGGCCCGUUAUCACCGGAAGACCGGGCAGGCAUCGUUAUCAGGUCGGCGACGUGGUGCGGUUCAAUUGCACUUCGGCGAAGUCCAAACCGGCCGCCAUGCUCAGCUGGUUCAUCAACGGGGAACCUGUCGACCCGCAGUACUUGAAGGGGCCCCACAUCACGGAGGUGGAUCGCGAUGGUCUGGAGACGGCGGUGCUCGGCCUGGAGUUCCGUCUGCGUACGAAGCACUUCAAAAGGGGAGACCUGAAGAUCAAAUGUCUGGCGACGAUAGCGACCGUGUAUUGGAAAUCGAACGAGCUCAGCAUAGAGGGUGAAAGGCCCCUCAAGAUGCCGGUAAUGGAGAGCAGGGAGACAAGAGCGCAAGGGCACACGCACGCCGAACAUAUCUUGGGAGGAAGCGGAAGCAGCACGUUAGCACCCUGUAUCCUGACGAUGAUCGUCGGCCUGUUUGUGCUGCGAUAAGAAAAGGAGGCCUGGUGUUGUCGCUCGUGCUCAUCCCCGAUCCUCCACCCCCGGUCCCCGGUCAGGCCUCCGAAGGAAGCUGCGCGAAGAUCGCUGUGUACUAAAUUAACCGUGUUGUUUCUAUUUUUUAUAAAGAAGCAGUUAGUGGAGUUAGCGGGACGUAAACCAAAGUAUAUGAAUCUAUAUACUUAAGUACACACUUAACGUUAGGAUGUUAGGACGAGGGGUUGCGUGCAACCGUCGAACCAGGAGUCUGCCCCACUGUUGCCAUUUAUGGAAAAUUUUUACGGAUUUGGCGUGCAAAGAUCUUGAUACGGGUUUCAUAGAUCUUUUUUAAAGUUCUCGACGAAUUUAUUGGAAAUCAGUUAUUAAGAAUCCGGCGGUAGCUUUAAUUGCAAAUUGAUUUGUCGGCAAUUUUCGGCAAAUUGUUCGUUCAGUUUUUGUUUCGAUUAAUUCCGAAGACGUCGACGAACAGAUUUCUGGUACGACUUAAGGAAAAAAAAGAUGAUCGAGCAUGGUUGUUUAAGAGUUUUUAUUCAGUCGUUGACACGAUGCAGUGGACAGAGUUUAAUCACAACCGAAAUUUAUAAGAAUCUAUCGUCGUCUGUGUGUCCCCGGGCAUGGGAGAGCGUGCAUAUUUCACCCUAGCAUUUCUCCCACCCUCUUCUUUGCUACUUGCGAAAUCGGGACACAACAAGAGGUGGGGGGGAGGAAUGAAACCUCGAACGAGUGUGAACGGUCCAGCCUCAGUCAGCGAACUUCGAGUCCAUUCUGACUGAAAUUGCUAGCUGUUGUCGUUCACGAGAGAAUAUUUUCCAUCAUUUAUUAAUUAACAGAUCUUUAUUGUUAAUAUCCAAGCUUUCGCCAAUUGUUUUAUAAAAAUGAGAAAUCGGGAAUAUUAAAUUAUGCUAAAGCUUUCGUUGAUACAACAUUGUACAAUUUUUUUAAUAACGCGAAUAAUCCGCAUGGGUCAAAAUGGACACGAAAUUCAUCAUGGGGAAUUAAUGCUGUCCAACAGACUAUGACUUCUUUCGGAUUUCUAACUUGCAGUAGCUAUUUCGUAAACCUUUCUUCGCUUCCGUUCCAAGAAGAUAGGUUCAAUUAAAUGAUCACGCAUGAUCUUGUGAUAUUUUUCGGUUUAUCUCUGGAAUCAUAGAUGCAGAGAGAAAUUUAACUACACCGCAUAACAGAGCAAACAAUUUCCUUGUAAAAUACGUCAACAGGAGUUAUAUACGUCAAACGUCACACGUUUCCUCCGAACAGUUUCAUUGUUAUCUCUUGAACAAAAGAAAUUUGAUAUAAUUCCAUAAAGAAAUUAUCUGCUCCUUCGCAUAGUGUAGUCAGAUUCUUCCCCCACCGUCUUUCUUCACGAGAAAAAUGGGAAAAUAUGCGGAGAUCAACGCAUUUUUGGCAUUCUUUUCAUUUCAAUAAUUAUCCAGGACUAAUGUGGCAACAUUAAGCUGUGUCAAUCCGUUUAGUCGAGUUCAGAGAAGAAUUCCGACUAGAACUUUGCAAGUUAGAGGUCCGAGAAGCGUUGAACAGUGUAAUCACCGCAACGCCAGUGUGACUGCGAGGGCGUGCGUGCCCGAAUUAUUUAUAAACAUAAUUGUACACGAGUGUUUCUAUCGUCCAGUCGCCAGAGAACGAAAGCAGACUACUCAGCCCGGUGAGAAUUAAAACGGUUUCUCACGUCGUAGCUUUUAUCAAUCUAGUCGCUAUUAAUCGGCAGCAAUGAUACGUUAUAUCCUAGAGUUAUCGUGAGCCGUAUGUGAGGUUUUAUGCAUGCGUGUAUGUACGAAUGUGAGCGAUCGUGUAGGCGUGUGUUUCACCAAAGAACAUCCGCGCUAUAACAUUCCUAAUUGUUACUUAACCGCCAGCACACAUAGGGUGUGUAGAGUUGACGUCGUACUGCCUCGUACUGCCACACUUUGUGUACGGUUUAAGCGUAAGGACGUGCAGUCUGUACAUAUGUACAUAAAUCGGAUCGACUUUUAUCUUUAACUUAACGUUCUGAUAAUAAACCCGACGAAUUCACGUCGACGAACAACCGA